Nannizzia gypsea CBS 118893 is the source of this 1128-nucleotide messenger RNA. RefSeq lists its product as hypothetical. The transcript has 2 exons. The coding region runs from base 1 to 1128 and encodes 375 amino acids. The record is from RefSeq and is a predicted model, not a curated record. Lineage: Eukaryota; Fungi; Ascomycota; Eurotiomycetes; Onygenales; Arthrodermataceae.
AUGCUUAUUAGAGCCUUUAUCCUGUCCCUCUGCCUUCUCAGGUCAUCCGCUCUCCCUGCGCCGGAGAACCUUUCUCCUGGUGAUGGCAUUCCGGGUGGAAACGCCAGAACUGCAGGUGUCAUUCCGGCACCUGGGGAACCAUUGCACGGAAGACUCCCUGAGCUUAACAAGGACGAAACAAAGAAAGCAAUACGCCUCGCGGAAAGAGGGAUGACCGGAGAGGAGCUCCCAAAGUACCUCAUUUUCGCUGGACAGGCAUCAAAUGUGACGGAGCUAGAUACCGGCGUGAUCAGUCUUGACUGGGAUUGCCCCGACGGCGGCAUCGGGACAGCCUGCUCCUGGAGCGGUGUACCCAUAGUGAUCAGGAUUGCCCUUCUUGUGGAACAAAUCGACACUCUCAACGGCUCUCUGGGCACAAUUUCGGCCGUCGACGGAUGGCAUGUCGCUAACAUCAAUACGCCCGAUGAAAUCCGCCUGAUGGAGAACCAUCUCUCGCUUAUGCUCUCCACCGAGGUCUACCAUGUUGGUAUUUGGUAUGGUGAAGGGCAAAGGACUGUGCCUCUAUCUACACGAAGUGUGGACUCUACCACGGCCACUCCGCGUCAUAUCUUUGCAGGUGACUUUCAAGGCCAUCCCGUCCACUUCACCUAUAUGGGCCAGGUAAAUAACAACACCCACUUUCGAUUUGGAUACGGCCUCGGCCCCAUAAUAGCAGAAAAUCGCCGCCGCAUGAACCGCCGUGAGACGCUCACGAUCAAUAACCAGUACUUCGACAAGGGCGGCUUCGACUAUGCUGGAGUAGCGCCAGGCGCGGCUGCCUAUCUUAACCCCGACAAUCAAGAUGACUUUUUUAACUGGGUUUCAGAACAAGUUUCCUGUUAUUUUGAGGAAAUUGAUGAUUUCCCACUCGCCCCUGCACUCCAGUUCCAGAUCUAUAACUCGCUUGACAAGAUGACUCUGGCGGCGAACGUUAUAGCACCCUUCACCAAAGACUCCGAAUCAGCUAUUGGGAGCGUGGAACCGACAGGCGGAAUCAUCAUAAAUGAUAAGUGUGCCUACAGGUAUGAGGAUCCGCAUGGGUGUGAAGCGUGUGAAGAUGAAGAGUAUGAAGAUGAAGAGCUGCAAUAG